Molecule: messenger RNA, 1356 nt
Organism: Aspergillus wentii DTO 134E9
Lineage: Eukaryota; Fungi; Ascomycota; Eurotiomycetes; Eurotiales; Aspergillaceae
Exons: 4
Coding region: 140-1204 (354 amino acids)
Source: RefSeq, a predicted model, not a curated record
GGAGUAUUGCCGAGGGUAAAGGCAUGUGGUCGCACGGUGGUCAAAAAGUCGAUGCUAGCCGCCCCCAUAUACAACGAUCGGGAGUCCAUGUCUGAAACUGUCUGUUUCAUACCUUCACUCUCUCCUCCAUGACAGCACCAUGACUACCGAGCAACAGCCCAAAGAUGUCCUCAAUACCGUCAAUCUCGUUACGCAGUGUCUCUGCAUUCCCAUCAUUUCGCUUUUCGUCGCCUUGCGACUCUACAUUCGAUUACGAUUCAAGCAGUCGAUCAGCACAGAAGAUUAUGCCUGUGUCAUAGCAUGGCUCCUCUUUAUGGGAUACUGCGCCAUUAGUAUCGUCAUCGGUCAACAUGGCGGAGGAUACCACAUCACGGACCUUUCGGAUGCCCAACAGAUCCAGUUCAAAAAGUUCUGCUACAUCGCAACCAUCCUCUACUGUCCCAUGGCCCUCUUUACCAAAAUCGCCCUCCUCUCCAUCCUCACUCGCAUCUUUGCGCCCUAUCGCACCAAAGUCUGGUUUAUCUACAUCCUCCUCGGCUGUCUGUGCUGCUACUACACCGUCGCACUUGUCAUCAAAAUCCGCAUGUGUGAUCCCGUCCCCAUGUACUGGCUGGGCGCCGUGCCCGGUGGCUCGUGUCUCGACCAGACAGCCGCCUUGAUCGCCGACUCCGUCAUCAGUGUUGUUAGCGAUUUCAUCAUUCUCGUCCUGCCAUUGCCAUUGACCUGGUCGUUGCAAAUGUCGCGCAACCGCAAGCUGCGUGUGAUGGGACUGCUCGGCGCAGGAGGACUGGCGACCGGAUUCAGUCUGUAUCGACUUGUGCUGGUUUUGAAAGAUGGAAACUCGGCCGAUCAGAGCAUUGUCUUCAUUUGCGUCAUUCUCUCUGGAAAUGCCGAAGGAGGCGUCGGAUUGAUCUGUGCCUGUUUGCCCGUCCUCAACAUCCUGCUCGCCCACUACCACAAGAGCUACGCCUCCAACAAAUACUACCAGCAGAGCUCCAACGUCCAGCUGGGCAACAUCAGAUCCGGCACCAACAAGUCGGGCUCCCAGUGGGACAAAUCGCCUGCGUUUGGCGACCAGAGCCAUCUCAUCUCCUAUGCCGGCGAGCCCGAGGCAGCCGAAUCUGUGUAUAACGACGAUGGCAUCCGCAAGACGGUGGCUGUAUCACAGACGGUGGAGACGGCAGAUGGACGAAGCAGUCGAUAAAAGUGACUAGUAAUGCAUCUACGAAGAAUUUCUUAUAAUAUACCAUAGAUUAUUAAUAUCCAUUUACUCAUGCCGUUACUCAACCUGUAUUAUGAUGCUCAUCAAAAGUGCUGGAAUAUUUCGAUUAAAAAGGAGAAGGAGCAUGACGUUCA